ACAACUUCAGAUCUAAGAAAUUCCCACAAUACCUCAAAAACCUAAGAAUGAGGAUUGUCAGCAGUCGUGUUUUUGUCUUAUUGUGCCUCUUAGGUGUCCUUGGAGAUGUUGGAGGUGUGAUUUGUAGGUUAUGCAACCUUUCAAUCCCCUUCCAUGGAUGUCUUUUAGACUUUGGAACCUGCAGAACAAAACCUGGUCAGUACUGUUUUAAAGAGGUCCACAUUAAAGGUGGAAUUCAAUGGUUUUCUACUAAAGGCUGCACAGAGGCCCAAGCUGAUUGCUUCAGGAGAAGGAUAAUCCGUGAUAUGAUCCAGACUUCUCACUGCUGCCAUCGUCCUUUGUGCAAUUUCUGACCCAGAAGUCCUUAUCCAGAUUGCUUGACUCAUCAGUCAGUCUCAAUGCCUGACCUGGUCAGCACAGGAUGACAGCCACCAUCCAUCCGCCCUCUGCAGAAACCUCAGACCUUUGCAGGUUGUAAAGAGUUAUGGUCUGAAACCGAUUUGGGCUUUCAAGGUGCCCAACUUCUCCCCCACCAACUUCAACUCAUCUCAGAAACAUCCUUUCAACACCAUCUCUCGCCUCUCCUCUUUCUGCUUAACUCCCCUUCCGAUGAUUUCAUGGCUACAAAGAAGUAAAAAUGGGAGUGAUUCCCGGAGUCGAAUUAUGUA
Molecule: messenger RNA, 668 nt
Organism: Eptesicus fuscus (big brown bat)
Lineage: Eukaryota; Metazoa; Chordata; Mammalia; Chiroptera; Vespertilionidae
Gene: C15H9orf57
Product: chromosome 15 C9orf57 homolog
Exons: 4
Coding region: 48-353 (101 amino acids)
Source: RefSeq, a predicted model, not a curated record